Corvus hawaiiensis (hawaiian crow) is the source of this 2336-nucleotide messenger RNA. It is a transcript of the gene GSG1L2, whose product is annotated as GSG1 like 2. The record is from RefSeq and is a predicted model, not a curated record. NCBI's taxonomy places the organism in Eukaryota, Metazoa, Chordata, Aves, Passeriformes, Corvidae. Gene Ontology annotation, cellular component: plasma membrane. Bases 1320 to 2198 code for a protein of 292 amino acids. The transcript is spliced from 5 exons.
UGUUCUCACACUUGCUCCCACUCCUGCUCUCUCAAGUGCUACACCCCUGUGAAAAUGCAGUGAGACAAAGCUGUAGGAGAUAAUAACUCCUGCCUCAAGCUACGUGUGACCUUUGGGUUGUGAGCUCUGCUCUGCCUUUGUAGCCCAGACCUGCUUGGUGUUUCACUGGCCAGCUCUGUAAGCUGAGCUCUUCAUAACAGCCUAGGGCAGGCAUUUAUCCUGCUCCUUUGAGUUUCAUGCUGGGGCACAUCCAGCCAACUGCUUCCCCAGCUCUGACAUCUUUGGGUAGAGAGUUGUCUUGAAAAUCCAAAUUAUUUUCAUUAGAAGACACAUAUGUGACUUCAGAGUCUGUCCUGUGGUACCAUUCUCCUCCAGGGCACACGUUUUGACUUUACAGUUGUAAAAGGAAGCAGUGAAUUACUAACACCCCAGCUCCUUUUGGUUCUCUGCAUAACUUACUUGCAUCAUCAAACAGGCAGAAAAAACAAUAUAUAUAUAACACAUCAAGGUGGGAAAUGUUUCCUAGAUGAAGGAAAAAGAAAUGCAAUUUCACAGAGUGAGAAGAUGCACAUAUAAAAUAAGGAUAAUUCAGCAUUUUCUCCAGUGUUUCACCUAACCUGGGCAAAACUUGUGUUAUGUGUUCAUGGAGGCAGACUGGACAGUGCCCAGGAAACCAUCAACAGCAAAGACAGGCAAUUUAUGACUUUCAUUUGUCACUGGGGGAACUCUGAACACAUGCAGUCACCUUUUAGUGGUCUUGGGCAGUGCUGCAUGCUGUGAAAUUCCAUAGCUGACCAACCAGUUUUAGCUCCUGACGAGUUUCUUUACAGUAAGAGUCACAAUGUGUUCAAUUUAAACAGCGUUCAGUGUUACAGGAGCAUUUGGACCUGCGAGAUUUUAUUUAUUCCUUAGCUAAGAAAUAGAGAUAUUCCAUCAGUCUGACUCCACCUCUGAUCAAGGUAAAUAUUUUGUUUGUAUAAAUAAAACUUUAGUGGUUGCACACUGGGGUACUUCCAAUGCUUCUGUGUUCGGUGUAUGAUUCAUGGGGAAAAUUACAAUUUAUUGUCACACUUCCUCAUAUUUCUUUCACAGUACAUUGCUGCCAAGCAACACUGUCCUUUAUUCUUAAUCUCCCCUGCCACAUGAUUUCUGGUCAUGCCCAGAUCUCUGCUCUCCGUCUUAAACUCCUAAGCUAGUACAAUUUUCUGAGAGGGAUGAAGAAUGGGAUGGCAAAUACAGGCAGGUGUUUCAUUGGGCAGAUAGCUGCAUGAAUUUCUAAAAGGGACUUUCUAGAAUAAUUGCUAGCGCCGUUCUAGAGGAUGCCAGCCUCAAUCCCAGAGGCAGACAGACGGCACAGAGCCUCAGCAGCAUUUUCUCUCAGUUUCCUCUCUUUAGUCUUCUCUCUCACAGCGUUCAGUAGCAGCCACUGGUGUGAAGGGACGAGGAAAGUUGCCAAACCUUUCUGUAAAGGAGACAGCAAAGGGGAUCUGUGCAUCCGCUUCAACAGCCCCGAUGGCAACAGCAGCCAGGCUGUGCAGUACAUCUGGGAGACGGGAGAUGACAAGUUUGUGGAGCGAAAUUUUCAUGCUGGGAUUUGGUAUUCCUGUGAAGAAAUGAUAAAUGAAGAAGGUGAGAAAUGCAGAAGCUUUAUCAGUCUGACUCCAGCUUCUGAUCGAGGGGUUUUAUGGCUGUCUAUUGGAGCAGAGCUUCUCUACAUCGUUUUGCUUCUGAUUGGAAACAUUCUUAUGUCAGUAGAAAUAUUCUACUACAGCUCUGUCAUUGAUGGGCUAAAGAUCAACGCCUUCUCUGCAGUGGUCACCGUGUUGGCAGGUCUUCUGGGCAUGGUUGCUCACAUGAUGUACACGACUGUAUUUCAAAUGACUGUAAAUCUUGGUCCUGAAGACUGGAGACCUCACACUUGGGAUUAUGGCUGGUCCUAUGGCCUUGCAUGGACUUCCUUCGCUUGCUGCAUGGCUGCAGCUGUCACCACUAUUAACAAAUACACAAAAACUAUUUUGGAAUUCAAGCACAAAAGAAAAAAGCUGGAAAGGAGCUUUAGGAUUCAAUACAACUUUCCUGACCACACAGCUCCAGAGAAAGUUUGCAAUGUGUAUGUGAACUCUUUCCAAAACACCACGGAUGACCCCGCACAUGCAAUAAGAAGCUUGCGUCACCUGGCCACUAUUUCAGUCCUGUAAAGCUGAACCAUAUCUCAAGGCAACCUGUAAAUUAUAAUCCUAGAUCCAAAUGAAACAGUGCUAACAAAUAAAAUGUAUCAUUGUGUAGUAUUAUUUAUUUUUCUUAAUAAAGAAAUUCUAUUUCUGUGGAAGCUUCAA